AUGCGAUCAGACAGCGCAGCCGAUUCUCAUGGUGAGAAGCGACUCCCAGCUUGUACGAAUUGUCGUCGACAUAAAGUCAAAUGUGUCCACUCAGACCCAGAUGACCUCACAUCACCAUGUUUGCGAUGUUUGAAGGGCAACAAAGACUGUGUUUUUGACCUGGGUGGCCGCAGGCGCAACAAAACUCAGACGCCCCCUACGGCAUCCUCAUUGCACAGAGUGGACAGCGACGCUUCAGUUCACAAAGACCAAUACAAGUAUAAGCACUCGACAAACAACAGCUUCUCUAAUGGAAUACCCCAACAUGGUCGACAAGUGUACUCCAACUAUCAGUCGGUGGGAGCACCACUAGACUUUUCUAUUGGCAGUUACGACAACAGCGAGGAUAUCACUGGCCAUUCAUUUGCGAACAUGUCUGAUUCUAGCAUCGACAGCCCCAUGUUCAAAAGCAAGCUGAAUCAAAACAACAAUUCUACUUAUUCUUCUCCCAGUGAGGAAGCGUCUCCAGAGGGCCAACGUGGCAUGAACAGCUUCAAAAAAGGGACAGUUCCUACUUCAGUUAGCGGUCUUCCCAGACUGGAAGCCACUAAUGCCACCGGUAAUGUAGAUGGCCUUCAGCAGACACUGUCUUCUCAGGCUGCCUCAGCUUUACCCAGUAUCCCCCCGCACCAACAACUAUUGCCUCACCAGUCAUUAUUUGUUGAUGCAAUUCCAAUGGACCAAUUCCGAACAUACAAGAUGUCAAACCCUGUGAACGUAAUGGCGAUCCGUGACCAGAUGCUUGCUGCCUGGCAAAAACUAACCGACCGUGAUACAAAGCGGGUGAAUAGCUACGAUAGUAUGGAUCCUGAGAUUUUUAAGGGCCCGCCUAAUCGUACCAUUAUGGAUAUCGGCAUCAUUUCUUUAGCAGAAGCUCAGCAACGUCUGGACUGCUAUCGAAACUUCAUCUACCCGUUUGUGCCGAUAAUUAGUAUUGGUGAUGCCAGUGUCAACGAGCUUGUUUCGGAGCGACCGCUUAUUUUCAACACAAUCAUGGACAUUACGUCGAGAUACAUCAAAGAUUCUGCCUCAGUCGCCACAUCGAUGAAAAUCCAUAAUGUUGCUUUUGUUGGCCUGAUAAAAGAGGUUUUGAUUUACAGCAACAAAACGCUAGAGGGUUUCUUGGCGCUGCUUCUCCAAAUAUACUUUUACAACGAACCUGAGUUCUACCAUCGGUCUCGUAUUUAUUCUCUUACUGCGGCGGCAACUUCAUUGGCAUUUGAUCUUGGACUUGGCGUGGCGCCUUUGGCUCAGGCCCCUGGAAACCACGAGCUCCCUAGAUACGAACAGAUUGUCACUCCACAUAUUUUGGUGGACUCAACAAAUGAAGUCUGCUAUAAAGCGUGGGUUGCCUCGUAUUCUGCCACAUUCAACGCGUUGACAGGGCUGAGACGGCCCAAUGCUGAUCUGUGGAAUAACUAUACCCGCGAUGCCAUCAGCUUUUUGCUGCGAUCUAACGAUCCUCAAAGUAUCACGAUAGCCAAGCAUGCGGAGUAUGUGCAUUUGCACUACGAAAUCACCGAGCGGCUGUUUCGCAAAAACAACGACUCAGAUGUUGACACUCAAUCGAGUCCAGCUAUCCUAUAUCUGAUUUCGCAAUUCGAUCAAGAAAUCGAGCGACUCAAACGGCUGAAAAUGCGUCCUGCCCAACCAACAGAUAUGUUCAUGUAUUUGUCAACUCGAGCGUUUUUGCAUCAAGGUGUCCUAUAUUGCAACUAUUCGAAGCAAUUUGGACGAACUCCGUUUACAAACUUCAGCCUGGCAGUGUUCACGCCUGAGCUAUCACCAGAAGCAGCUCGCUCCUUCAAAAUUUGCUACGAAGCGGCUGUGGGUGCUGUGAGAGCUCUCAUGGAGCUACCGAGAGACAAAUUUUUGUUUUUGCCUACACCUUUGCUCUUCCAGCUUGUCUUUAAUGCUGGUCUUAUUCUCAAGUGUAGGGCUCUAGUGAUGGUGAACAAGGUUUACAUGGACGCUCUUGGUGCCCCUACAGACUUUAUUGACGAUGUUAGUGAGACAGCAGCAGCACUUGAUACUGUUUGUGACGCUUAUCCGUUCUCGAAUAUGUCGCUCUGCCUCUCGUUUGUUAUUAAACUCUUGAUGUGCCAUAACGACGCUGUUAUCCAUCACAUGGUCACCAAGUAUGCUUACAGCCCUGAGAUUGUUGUGCCAUUGAAGGAAGGUAGUCCCACCGAGGAGUCUGGUACGCUGCCGGAUAUUUCAACGAAUUUUGUCCCUGAUGAAGAACUGCCCCCCGUGCCUCCCGGAGCGAUCAAAGCUGGAGAAUCAGCGCAUCAGUUUCUGAUUGCCCCAGAUGAAGAUAUAGUCGCGCAAAAUCGACGAGCGUCGGCUAUAAGUCUCGAAGGAGAAAGCCUCUUGAGAAACACCCAGAUUUUCCCGGCCGAUCUCGAGUUUGACGGCGACCAUCCGUUUUGGCAAGCCGGCGAAGAAUUCUGGAAAGGCGUUUUCCCUUCAGAUGGUGGAUUGGGUAUUGACUUGUAA
Molecule: messenger RNA, 2538 nt
Organism: Wickerhamiella sorbophila
Lineage: Eukaryota; Fungi; Ascomycota; Dipodascomycetes; Dipodascales; Trichomonascaceae
Product: Transcriptional regulator WAR1
Exons: 1
Coding region: 1-2538 (845 amino acids)
Biological process (GO): regulation of DNA-templated transcription
Cellular component (GO): nucleus
Molecular function (GO): DNA-binding transcription factor activity, RNA polymerase II-specific; zinc ion binding; transcription cis-regulatory region binding
Source: RefSeq, a predicted model, not a curated record